AUGCUUCAUGAGAGACAGAGACAGAGACAGAGACAGAGACUGAGACAGAGACAGAGACAGAGACAGAGACAGAGACAGAGACAGAGACAGAGACAGAGACAGAGACAGAGACAGAGACAGAGACAGAGACAGAGACAGAGACAGAGACAGAGACAGACAGAGACAGAGACAGAGACAGAGACAGAGACAGAGACAGAGACAGAGACAGAGACAGAGACAGAGAGAGAGAGAGAGAGAGAGAGACAGAGACAGAGACAGAGAGAGAGAGAGAGGAAUUUUGAGUUCUUUCCAUCCAUCUUACCAUAUACAUCUUAA
This is a messenger RNA of Botrytis deweyae, 315 nucleotides long. RefSeq lists its product as uncharacterized. The coding region runs from base 1 to 315 and encodes 104 amino acids. Lineage: Eukaryota; Fungi; Ascomycota; Leotiomycetes; Helotiales; Sclerotiniaceae. The transcript has a single exon. The record is from RefSeq and is a predicted model, not a curated record.